AGGCACCCACCCCUGUUUUCCAGUCGUGUGUGCGUCACCAUUGGCCAGCGCGGCUACGGUUGUAUAGAUUCCAUUGGUCAAUUUUCCGGGCACGCGGACAAUGGUGGAUCUUUGUAACCUGUGCGCGUGCUUGAAGAAAACCGCAGGGUUGGAGUACAUGAACAUCAUUUCAGCACUGACACCCGCGGAGAGCGAGUGUAUAAACGAUUAGGAAUUGGAGAUACGUUAACGGUAGAUUACUUAUAUAUAUAUAUUUUAAAACCUUAUCCCUUGGUUAAAUAUAUUACUACCGAUCUAUUGGUCAUAGCUGGAAUUUAAAGCGAAUUCGACAAACCCAGUUUGCCCUGCAUCAGCAAGCUAGCGAGGGCUGCUAACUGCUGCGGUAGGACCGGACACAACACAGUACCCGAGUGACCCGAAACAAAAUCCUAUAUUUCGUAUCUUUUCAGGUUUGAGAUUGACCAAUUAAUUUUGUCUUCAGCGGGAUCCCGGUUCGGAUUGACCGGGAAUAACGGGACCGAAAUCGAUUUAUCAUCCUCUAAAUCGACUGUUCCCCUUUUGAACAAUCAAUUCAUUCCACAGAGAACAGAUUUCUUUCAAAUCCAUUCACUUGUCAGGUUGCUGAAUGUAAUCGGAGUCUCGCUGUUUGUUAUUGUCCCGGACUCAUUCCCGACGCUCCCCGCUCCUGGAUCCCGCGCUCUCGCUCGCUCUCAAGCAUCUCUCUUAGUUUAUUUCUCGGUGCAAUUUUACGGGUAAAGUGUAACCAUGUGCUCCCGAGUGUGGUUGGUGACGGACCGGCGGAUCAGCGAGGAUUACCCCCAGGUCCGGAUCCUUCGUGCUCUGAAGCAGCGAUGCGCCGAGGAAGAGGUGGAGUUCAGGGCUGUGCUCAUGGACCAGAUAGUUCUCACCAUCACUGAUGGACAACUAGGCCUGCGAGUGGACCAGGAAGUGCAGACCUCCUACCCCCAUGUGGCAGUCAUACGCGUGCCCACCCCCUGGGUCCAGUCAGACAGCGACAUCACCGUCCUGCGGCACCUGGAAAAAAUGGGCUGUCGCUUGGUCAACCGGCCUCAGGCCAUCCUCAACUGUGUGAACAAGUUCUGGACCCUCCAGGAGCUGGCUGGACAUGGGGUGCCUCUGCCGGACACCUUCUCCUAUGGAGGCCAUGAGAACUUCAGCAAGAUGAUUGAGGAGGCAGAGCCGCUGGGAUACCCCAUGGUGGUCAAGAACACUCGAGGUCACCGAGGGAAGGCAGUAUUCCUCGCCCAGGACAAGCACCACCUCAUGGAUAUUUCCCACGUGAUCCGCCACGAGGCGCCCUACCUCUUCCAGAAGUACGUGAAGGAGUCCCACGGGAAGGACAUCCGCGUGGUGGUGGUGGGGGGGCGUCUGAUCGGCUCCAUGCUGCGCUGCUCCACUGACGGGAGGAUGCAGAGUAAUUGUUCUCUGGGUGGCGUGGGGAUGCUGUGCCCCCUGAGCGAGCAGGGCAGGCAGCUGGCAGUGCAGGUGUCCAACAUCCUGGGCAUGGACGUGUGCGGCAUCGACCUGCUGAUGAAGGACGACGGCUCGUUUGUGGUGUGUGAGGCCAACGCCAACGUGGGCUUCAUCGCCUUUGACCGUGCCUGCGGCCUGGACGUGGGGGGCAUCAUCGCCGACUACACGCUCUCCUUGCUGCCCAGCCGCCUCACCCGCAAGAUGUCCCUGCUCUCCGUGGUGUCUAGCGCCAGCGAGACCAGCAGCGAGCCCGAGGUGUGCCUGCCUGCCAGCGCCAUCCCAGAGGCCGUGUACGCCAUGAGCGCGGGCUCCACCUCCAGCGAGAGCGACCCCGAGCUGCCUCUGCCAGACACCCCCUUCAACAUGAACAGCAUCAGCAGGAGCGAGAUCAAGCUACUGACUGAGUGAGGCUGCAGGCUCGCACACACUCACAGCACACACACACUCACACACACAUGCACUCACACACUCACAGCAUUGGCAGGCUGCUUCCCUUUACAACACUCAAUUAAUUCAGUACGGGACCAUGGGGGUGUGGAUUCUUCAGAGGGUGCUCAAUACAGCUGUGCCAGAAUAUUGUGGCUGCAAGUUAAUUCUAUAUUUGAAAAUGGUUUAACCAGGAUAGCCCAUCAUUCAUAUUCAUGAGAUAGAAAGCUGGAUGAUACCCUGGCACUUGUCCCUUGCUCUUAUUAGUUGAACUGUGAUUUCAAAUCAGUGUCUCCUGGUUCCCAGUGUCCAACUCUAAACACAAAGCCUCAUGUUUUCAGUUUUUAUUUUCCAGCUCUCCAAACCCAGAUCAACAUAAAAACAAGGUCAGCUUACCUGCAGUGAAGGCUCAUGGGAGUGCGGAGUGUGGUUCUCCUGCGCUGUUACACCACAUCAGCAGUUUCAGUGCAGUCUGGUGAUGGUGAAUUGCAGUUAAAAUGUAGAUUUGGCAUUCAAAGUUGCUUACUCCUACAUUAGAGAUCCAUUUCAACUAUAUAUUUCACAGGCAGGAUCAAGUGCAGAGAAAUUAGAGGACAGAUGCAUCAGGAAAUGUUGUUUUGUUGCAUUGCCACUUGAAGAAUGUAGGGGUUCAGUAAACCUGAUUUCUAUUGGUCCAAGCUGUAGUGGCAAUGUAACUCAUUACCUGGCAACCGCUAAAGCAACAGUAUUGAUUUGAGCAGCUUGAGUGUCAUCUACAACUAGAGGCUUCCAGUCUGCUUCCCUCAUUCCCUUUGGUACCAUCCUUGUUCUAGUGUGCUUUGAAACAGAGGCAGGCCUGUUUAUUAAAUAAGGGUUCAUAUUGAUGAAACUUUGUGUCCACUGUUUCUUAGGUUUUCAAACACCGGGGAGUUCAGGUUUUGUGAAUAUGGGUUCAGGUUGAACAGUGAAACAGACCGGUAUAAACUUUUCUUUAUAGAGCAGGCUAGACAGGAGAGAGAGAGAGGUUCCACAGUUCUUUUAUCUGAGUGCUUUGGUUUCCUCUGCUCCCACAGGUUCUCCCUGUUGGGUAUCCACUUAACCUAGGACCAGAGUAAGGGACCAGCAUUUAGAAAGUCUUCAUUAAAACAGUGGUCUUGGUGAAAGCCAUUCACUGUAAUACCAGCUGUAUGGAGUAAGCUCUUGCUGUUUCAUUUUGUAUAAAAUAUUAGUAUUUUAGCAAUACAUGUUUACAUUCUAAAAUUAAACAGCAAGAAAUUCUUCGUCGUAUAAAAAAGGUAAGAACAAUGAGUCACUGGACAAUUGAUAGUUUGACUUGAUAAGGUCAUGCUAAGUACUGUAUGCACGUGUAUUUUAUAGCAAAUACGUUAUUUCCAGUUGAUACACAAAUCUUUACAUAAUCAUAUUUUAUGACUGGACUUGCCAGUGCUAAAUGUACCCAGGCAAGCACAAACAGAUUGUUAUUUUAAGUGCAGCAAUAGGAAUAGAGGCCUGAAAGCAGCCAGUGCCCUGAAACACAACUCCGUUCCUUAUUGUCUGAUUGCAUUGACCAGUGCAGUGGAUACUGCUGACAGGAGAGUCAGGAUGAUUCUGCACGAAAGGUUUGUGAAUGGAUGCUAAAACAAACCAGCAGGCAGCCUUCCUUGGGCAUGUUAGACUCCAGUCCAUUACUUCCAUUCAUACACACCACGGUGACUAAAUCAAAUAAGCGAAGCACCAACUGUUUAAUUGCUUUUUAUACUGUAUUUCUCAUAUUUUUAUUGAAACACUUUAAUGAAUUUUGAUGAGAAAAAAUCAAAUGAAAAAACAAGGAGCGUUUACGGAAAUGCUCCCAGACCUCGCCUAAAUAUUUUUUUACGUAAUCAGGCUUUUUCCAAUGUGAUGCUUCUGUUUGAUUUUCUCUUGCCGUGGCAACGCAAUUUGGUUCACUUCAUUCACAAUGGAGCCGCAUAUCAUUCCCUGCUGUUCUGACAUGCCAAAGCAGCACCUGUCAUCUUGCAUUGCAUCACUUUAGGUCACUACUGCGAAGGCUGUCUGUGGCAGUCACGCACACACAGAACAUUUCAGUGUGCAGGACAACACGUACAGGAGUCGGACCAAAUAUUAGGAACAUCUGCUUUUGAAUAAAUAGGAUGUUACUUGUAACACAAAUGGAAUCCCUGGUAAGUGUUCUGUAAUAUAUAAAAGCUGCAUCUCCCCAUUGUAAUUUCAUUUCAGUCAUGAGAGGCAAGACAGCAGACUGGUAUAGGGUCGAUAGUACACACUCAGUUGACAGGCUUUUCCGUAUCCAAGACUGCACUAGUUACUGAUGCUUCAAUAGGAACAGGAUCUUAAAAGAAUUGUUCAGGAGACCAGACUUUCCUGCAGAUUUCCCCCACCUGUGUAACUGCCCUGAAGGAACCGGAGGAGAAAUGGUCACAUAUUCGCCAGAACAGUUCAAACAUCUUGCAAGCUUGUCACAUGUUGACCCUAGACCUCAUGGUGGCAGGUGUUUAAAAUGUUGUGUUCAGUCCCUGCACAUGCUAGUGAUUCUGCCCUAUCUUUGAGUAUCUUCUCUUCAACUGGCUCUAUCUAAAGCAGAUUAUAAACCAUCUGUCCCUGCAGUGGGACAAUGACAAUACAUCAUUAAAAUAGCAUUUGCUUAACGUCCUGUGGUAAACCGGUCUGGAUUACCACAUCAGGUGGGGCUUGCUUUCCCCCUGUAUUGAAAAGAAACCCAUUGAUAUUUCAAAUCACUUGUUUCUUGAAGUUCCCUGCUGUGUAUAGAUUUGAGCCCUGGCUUGAGUCUGUUUGACCAUUUUAUCCAAGAUGUUUUCCACAAAGGGUGAGCAUGAUGGCACAUGAACAAGUUGAACUGGUUUAGCUUUAGUUCACUGAACAUUUGCUUUUGUCCUUCCACUGGUUAACACUUAAUAUUGCUGCUAAUUAUUUUAAAGAGUCAGGACCUGUCCUGGAUCCUACUUUAUCAUUCCAUUGAUUCCAUUGAGGGAAGCAGCCCGGAUCAGAGUAAUUCAUUAUACAUACGUAGCUAGGAAGAAACCCAAACUUCAAACCAACACUCCACAGUACCAACAAUGUUAACAUGUGCUCUUUUUUUCUUUGUUUGUUUCAUACAGUUCAGUGGUUUUCAUUUUUUUAUUUAUUGUAUAUUUAAAAAAAAAGGUUUGUGUGCUCUAAUCCGCUUCAAAGGGUAAAGCGAAAAGUUUGCAUUUUAUGGAAUAUUUUACUAACUGUUUGUGUCAACAGACAUGUAAAGCACUUGCAAUAAACUGUGGAAUGAACGUUCCUACUGGA
Messenger RNA from Acipenser ruthenus (sterlet), 5211 nucleotides. Its product is annotated as beta-citrylglutamate synthase B-like. Gene Ontology annotation, biological process: protein modification process. The transcript is spliced from 5 exons. Gene Ontology annotation, cellular component: cytoplasm. NCBI's taxonomy places the organism in Eukaryota, Metazoa, Chordata, Actinopteri, Acipenseriformes, Acipenseridae. The record is from RefSeq and is a predicted model, not a curated record. The coding region runs from base 766 to 1902 and encodes 378 amino acids. Gene Ontology annotation, molecular function: ATP binding; metal ion binding; ligase activity, forming carbon-nitrogen bonds.